UGGUUGGUAUUAGAGUGGUGCACUUGAUGACAGACGAAAUAGAUGACAUUUAUACCCACGUGCUAACCUCAAAAUGGUAGAAGUAAACACAGAAGAGCCUUCGUUAUCAAAGACACCCACAAAGCCCCCAAAAAGGGGCAUAAUUUACCUAUCAACCAUCCCGCCGUACAUGAACGUGACUAGAAUUCGCGAAGUUUUCGGCGAAUUUGGUAAAAUUGGACGUGUUUAUUUGCAACUCGCAGACUCAGAAAUCAGAAAUGACAAAAAAUCGAAGAGAAAAGUGGCCAAGAAGUUCACGGAGGGCUGGGUGGAGUUUGAACGUAAAUCAGUAGCCAAAAAGGUUGCUCUUCUUUUAAAUAACACACAAGUCAGCACCCGAAAAAAAUCGAAACAGUACGACUGCAUUUGGAGCAUCAAGUAUUUGUCUAAUUUCAAGUGGACGCAUUUACACGAACGGUUAGCAUAUGAAAAGGCUGCUAGACGGCAGAAACUGCGUGCCGAGAUUCAGCUAGCGAAAAAGAAAACCACUUUCUUCACCGCAAAUUUGGAUAAGAAGAAGAAAGGAAAGACGAAUGUUAAUAAGGAGUUGGAGAAUAUUGAUGACAGUAAAGAGGCGCCAAUGGAGACAAAUGAAGAGGAUGAUCGAACAGAAUUCUUACAGUCACUGUUUUCAUAGCUAAUUUAUUACAUUUUUACACUUAAAA
Zophobas morio is the source of this 704-nucleotide messenger RNA. RefSeq lists its product as uncharacterized. The transcript is spliced from 2 exons. The record is from RefSeq and is a predicted model, not a curated record. NCBI's taxonomy places the organism in Eukaryota, Metazoa, Arthropoda, Insecta, Coleoptera, Tenebrionidae. Gene Ontology annotation, biological process: endonucleolytic cleavage to generate mature 5'-end of SSU-rRNA from (SSU-rRNA, 5.8S rRNA, LSU-rRNA); endonucleolytic cleavage in 5'-ETS of tricistronic rRNA transcript (SSU-rRNA, 5.8S rRNA, LSU-rRNA); small-subunit processome assembly. Gene Ontology annotation, cellular component: nucleolus. Gene Ontology annotation, molecular function: RNA binding. Bases 74 to 676 code for a protein of 200 amino acids.